Racocetra persica is the source of this 391-nucleotide messenger RNA. The record is from the annotation of a GenBank genome assembly. Lineage: Eukaryota; Fungi; Glomeromycota; Glomeromycetes; Diversisporales; Gigasporaceae.
AUGUCUAUUAGAAAAUUUUUUGACAAAUUCAUCGAUAGAAAAAUAUCACCAAAAUGCGACAUUAAUAUAGACCCCUUUGAAAUCAUUGAAAGCGUUGAAUUGAGCCAAUCCAUAGGGACAACAGCUAUUCAAGCAAGGUUUAAUUGUGAAAUAAUAGAAAUAACAAAAAUGUUUGGUGUAAAUAUACAUUAUCACCUUAAAUUCAACAAUCCUACAACUUCUCAUUCAGUAUCUCCCCCCAAUGCUCUUGAAAUACUUAUACGAAAUUCUCAUAAAAAGCAAAUAUAUAUACCAAUUGAAUCUGCUGAUAUACAAGGAAAACAUUUUGUCAAUUGUUCGUAUGAAGCUGUUUGGUACAUCAAUAUGUGUGGACAUUUAAAAUUUAAAGAAU